AUGCUGUUGCUCAAACGGCGUCCAGUCCUCAUCCUCGUCGUCCCCAUCGCCCUCACCGUCGUCGCCUUUCUCCUCCACACCCAGACAGACGCUACGGCAUGGGUCAGCAAAGCUGCAGCAAACAGGUUUCAAUACGGCGAUGCAGACUCGUCCCGCACAGACGACCUUGAUCAUCCCGACACCGCAGCAGGCGGCGCCUCAGACUCUUCAGACUGGGGCGAUGCAGACACCGACGACCACAUCCACACUUUUAUCGGCGGGCCCGAGACUGGUGGUGACCACAACAACGCGGUUGUAGGCGGCGUCGUCCCAGAGGAAGGGUCUCAGCCGCCCGUCACCACACUCGGAGCGGGAGCGGUGGCCACCAACGCCAUCGAGUCAUACAUGCGCGACUAUCUCCUGUCCCGCGCCGAGGGCUUUGAUGCCAAGGUGCAUUUGGACAAGUAUGGCCUCAAGCUCGGCGUCGUCAACCUCGAGGCGUACCACAGGGAGCUCUUGGAGGUCUACAACGAGUUCUUUGGCGUCAACGAGGAGACGGGCGACGUCUACUCGUUCCUGGCUCCCGUCCUCUCUCGUCUCUCCCUUCGCCCGCCCACGGCGCCGCUCCCGCCCCUCGUCAAGCAAGUGGCCGCCACCGAGAAGAACCUCGACAAGAUCCCGUCGUACUUUGACGACUGGGACCGGAUCAUGCCCAACUGGAACAUUACCCUGUUUGACGACACGUCGCUCGAGCAGUGGGUCAACUAUGAGUUUGGCGGCAGCGAGCUCGAACGUCUCUUCAACCGUCUCCCGCGUCAAGUCCUCAAGAGCGACUUGUUUAGGUACCUGUUCCUCCUCGUCGAGGGUGGCAUCUACACCGACAGUGACACCGCCCCCGUGAUCCCAGCCGAACGUUGGGGCCAGCCAUACGAAGACCGCACCCCGGAGAUCCUCGAGCACCUGUCGCGCCUCCUCAUGCUGUCGGACGACCCCCAAGCGGACGUGUUCAACCACCCGGUCCUUGAGGAAGGUGGCGAGCUUGGCGAACCUGCACUGGUUGUCGGCAUUGAGUUUGACUCGAUCAUGUACGGCUGGGACUGGACCAAGAUUGGUGUCAGCCGUGCCGUCCAGAUCACCCAGUGGACCAUGAUGGCCCGUCCGGGCCACCCCGUAUUCCUGGAUGUCGUCGGCCGCGCUUUGCACAAGACCAUCCAGAUCGAAGAGGAGCGUCGCAAGGCCGAGGAAGAAGGAAGGGAAUACGUUGACGAGUGGGCUCUGGAAUGGACCGGCCCCGGCGUCUGGACCGACUGCGUCUACCGCUACCUGCUCGCUCGUUAUGGCUUUACCCCGGAGAUGCUCAUCCGCGUCGACCGCCCUAUCCGUGUUGGCGACGUCCUGAUCCUCCCCUCCAAGACGUUUGCUGCCUCGGAGCGCAAGGAGGUUUCCGAAAAGAACAAGCCCUUCACUGCCAUUUUCCACGGAUUCAACGGCCGCUGGCGUGGCGAGGACCCGACGGUCAAGAAGAUCAACGAGCUCAAGAAGAUUGAAAAGGAAAAGGAGGAAAAGGAGAAGAAGGAAAAGGAGGAAAAGGAGAAGAAGGAGCAGGAGGAAAAGGAAAAGCAGGAGAAGGAGAAGGCGGCGGCUGAGGCUGCCGCGGCCGCUGCCCAGGCGCAGGCUGAGCUGGACGAAAAGGCCGCGGCUGAGCGCAUGGCCAACGAGGAGAAGGAGAGGCAGAGGCUCGAGGCGGAGCGCAAGGCUGCCGAGCAAAAAUUGGCCGACAAGGACGACGCGGCGACGAGGUAG
Apiotrichum porosum is the source of this 1782-nucleotide messenger RNA. RefSeq lists its product as uncharacterized. Lineage: Eukaryota; Fungi; Basidiomycota; Tremellomycetes; Trichosporonales; Trichosporonaceae. The record is from RefSeq and is a predicted model, not a curated record. The transcript has 3 exons. Bases 1 to 1782 code for a protein of 593 amino acids. Gene Ontology annotation, biological process: protein N-linked glycosylation. Gene Ontology annotation, molecular function: alpha-1,6-mannosyltransferase activity. Gene Ontology annotation, cellular component: mannan polymerase complex.